This is a messenger RNA of Oppiella nova, 505 nucleotides long. Lineage: Eukaryota; Metazoa; Arthropoda; Arachnida; Sarcoptiformes; Oppiidae. The record is from the annotation of a GenBank genome assembly.
AUGUCAUAUUUCACUGUCUCUUUGCCCGACAUCUACAGCGUGUUGGACACCAUUCUUCUGCGUGAAUAUAGUGGCCGCUUAUUGCAAGACAUGUAUCCCAAGUCUGGCGUUCAAAGUGCUUUCAUGGCUGGUAUAUUUAACACUGAAUUUCGUGAAGCAUUUCGACGAAUAAUAGUGAGUUAUAUCGCUCGCGACCAGUGCUGUAACAACAGCGCCGACAGACAACGGUGUUCCUCACGCUCUGGUGCUGACAAUGUUGGUGUAGCGCCGGGUGGUCACGGCUUUUCAUUAUCACCUCACCAUCCCAUGACCCCUGGUAUGCAAAACAUGAGCUCUGGUGAUAUGCUUCCGGUGCCCAUUUGUGACAAAAUAGAGAUCACACCAAAUCUUUCCGACGGAAAGAUAACAGAUAUCUGACCAAAAAGUGUCGUCAAACAAGAGAGUGUUGUUUGUUAUGUGGAUAUAAUAUAAAUAUAUUGUUAUUUUAGUACAAAUGAUGACUUUU